Molecule: messenger RNA, 7470 nt
Organism: Macrobrachium nipponense
Lineage: Eukaryota; Metazoa; Arthropoda; Malacostraca; Decapoda; Palaemonidae
Product: paired box protein Pax-6-like
Exons: 13
Coding region: 872-2419 (515 amino acids)
Biological process (GO): regulation of transcription by RNA polymerase II; anatomical structure development
Molecular function (GO): DNA-binding transcription factor activity, RNA polymerase II-specific; RNA polymerase II cis-regulatory region sequence-specific DNA binding
Source: RefSeq, a predicted model, not a curated record
UUCACUAGGCGACUACGCAUCACCAACUCUCCGGAGCCUGACGCCACUACUCUGAUCCACAGGCGUUAAUACUCCAGUGUGCUCAUGUGUGAAGGCGAGUCCGCAAGCACCUCUCCCUGCCGGAUGUAGGCCACCUCGCUCAUUUAUAUAUUUGUAUUUAUUUACCCGCCGUCUUCCGCUAACAGAAUUCAAUCCUGUAUCCAAAAUAACACGGGAUUUGGGCAUUCCGCGUUCGAUUUGAAAGAAAAAAAUCACUUUCGUUUUUUAUGGAAAUAUAGAGCUGGACCGUACAAAUUCCGCUAGAGGAGGAAAUUUCACUUCUCACUGCCCCUGGUCGGAGGCGCUGCAGAAGGAACAACCCUCGUCAUCAGCGACAGACUUUAAAAACCAUUGCCCUAAAAAGUAAAGAAAAAACCGCAGGACUUGUAAUCAACGUGACAAGGUCUGCAGGCCGGAUGACCGGUCAUCCGAAGCUCUCGAGUUCUUGUGACUGCCCGCCUGGAAGAUUCAAUCCUUAACAAGCCCAGAAAGAAAAAAAAAAGUAAUAAAAAAUAAAAGGCUCAGUGUUCGUGUGCGGCUGUGCUAGUGAAGUUUGUCCUACUGAGCCUGUCCAUAUUUUUCUUGUCUCUUAACUUCUUUUUCUCCUCCGUCUCCAGUACCACUUCGUUUUUCCCCUUUUUUCUAAGUGUAUUUUGUGGAAGUUUGUGAUCUCGUCGACAUCCAGCGCAUCUAACCGCCAUCAUCACCACCAAGAUCACCUCGUUUAACCCCUGGGAGUAGAUCUCCCUUGGAAGUACAACUUAUUUUUUUCCCCCUUCGAAGAUCAUCGACCGCCACAAUUGCUCGCCAGGAUAGCGGGACGGUCUUCGCUAUGCCCCAUAAAGGUCUUCUCAUACCUAGAGGGUCCAUUACAUCAUACAAAGGAGGUACGGGCGUGAACCAGAUGGGCGGAGUGUACGUCAAUGGGCGGCCGCUGCCGGACCACAUCCGUCACAAGAUCGUCGAGAUGGCCCACUCAGGGGUGAGAUCGUGCGACAUCUCUCGAAUCCUUCAAGUGUCCAAUGGCUGUGUGUCCAAGAUCCUAGCUAGGUACUACGAGACAGGUUCCAUCAAACCUCGAGCCAUCGGUGGCUCCAAGCCCCGAGUAGCCACUCCGCACGUGGUGACGAAGAUCGCUGACUACAAAAGGGAGUGUCCGUCGAUUUUCGCCUGGGAAAUUCGCGACAGAUUACUAUCGGAAGGCGUCUGCACCAACGACAACAUUCCAAGUGUUUCCUCGAUCAACCGCGUCCUACGGAACUUGGCAGCCCAGAAAGAACAAGCUUCCGGCGUGGGUGUCUCGGCCGGAGGUGGCGAGAGCGUCUACGACAAACUGCGGAUGUUCAACGGAGGGGCCGCGGCUGCAGGAUGGGCCGCAGCGUGGUAUCCCGGAGCCGCUGCAGGACACCUUGGUCUCCCACAGCAUCCUAACACUGCUCUCCCGCCCUUGCCUAGAGAAGAUCCCAAGAGAGAACGCCAACAUGGAGAACGGGACUCUUACGCUUCCACCUGGGGAAGGGGUUGGUUGCAACACUCCUGCACAACUACAUACCAUAGCCCUUCAAAAGGGUUGUUCUCCCCAUCGGACAAUAACAACGAAGUCACCAGCGACGGAAACAGCGAACACAACAGCAGCACAGACGAAGACUCCCAACUCAGACUCCGGCUCAAGAGGAAACUUCAGAGAAACAGGACAUCCUUCACCAACGAACAAAUAGACGCUUUAGAAAAAGAGUUCGAAAGGACGCACUACCCCGAUGUCUUCGCAAGAGAAAGACUGGCGGAGAAAAUAGGCCUACCAGAGGCACGGAUACAGGUCUGGUUCAGCAAUCGACGAGCUAAGUGGCGCCGGGAGGAGAAGCUCAGAAACCAACGCCGCUCCGUGGACCAAGUGGGCGUCGGGGUUGGCGUGGGCGUGGGCGUCGGAAUGGCCAACAGUGCAGCGGCUGCAGCUUCAAGAUUACCGCUCCAGUCUGGGUUCAACUCCAUGUACCCCUCCAUACCGCAGCCUAUUGGGACUAUGACGGAUACCUACAGCAUGUCCGGAUCGUUGAGUUCCAUGGGAGGUUCGUGCCUGCAGCAGCGGGAGGCUGCCGCUUCAGCGUACCCCUACAUGUUCCACGACCCUCUGUCCUCGCUCUCGUCCUCCUACCAGCGAUCUUCAUCCCAGCUGGCCUCCUGCGGCAACGCGGCGUCGCAAGCGGCCGUCUCUUCAUUCAACGCAGCAAGCCACGCUGCCGCAGCUUCCUAUGCAGCUGCCACCUCCUCCGCGGGCGGCACUGGCACUGGUUUGAUAUCAGCCGGCGUGUCAGUGCCAGUCCAGAUCCCCAGCCAGACUCCCGAUCUCAGCGCUGCCAACUACUGGCCGAGGCUUCAGUGAUGGCCUGCCCUCCGCGAGCCUGAUGCGUCCACGGCCUCGCUCUACAGUCACGACUAAAUGAAGCCAUAUUUAGGAGGAAUUCAAAGAAAAUAAAAAGCCUCACAGGAAAUACCCUAGAAGCCAAGGGGAAAAUGUACAAUCUCUCAAGUCCACGGAGAAAAGAAAACAAACCAGAUUUCUCUCGGUCGUUAUACUCGACCCAAAAUAAUGUUUCAUUCGACUAGAAAUGGCCAAGUGAGGGCAGACAGUGAUAAGUGUCUGUCUCUACUUCUGGAUAAUAUUGAGAUGCACGUUAGAGUUGCUUUUUCACUGCUUAUUAAUAACAGUAAUUCAGUCAACAGCAGUGACUGUUGCAACCGUGGAAUUCUUUCCCAGGUCAUAAAAGAAAGAGAAGUCGAAGGCUUCGUAUCAAUGACAGCAGAACAGCAGUAGUCUACAUUUCUCUGAAGAAAAUAAAUUUACCCUUCGUGUGAUUUUUUUUCAGGAGAGUGAAUCUUAAACGCUGUUUUCUCGCCGUAUAUUUUAUAUAAUAAAGUUAAGAAAAACAAAGACGAUGAAAAUAACGGAUGGCUUGUUGGAAAACGAUCAAUGUCUAAAUGAUACAAGUUAGCCUUUGUAGCUUCGAAUGUUAAUCAGCGCUGAUAAAUCCUGCCAAACAUUUCUCAGAACGAAGGGAAGAGCUGACAAAUUCUCUCUCACAAGCGCAAGGUGGCGUCACCGGAGUCGGAGAAGCAUUGGAAGUAGCACAGAUUAUUUAUUUAGGUACAAAAUAUCGACGCUACCAGUUGUAAUGAUCAAAUAAAUGAACUGUAUCAUGCAUGCUGUCCUCUAUUUGGUAAAUGGAAUAAAACCAAACUAAGAGUAAUUGUAGGUUUAGAAUUAAUUUUUAGUUACACUUAAGUUACUGUUGCUUCUAAUUGUGGUAAACAAAACAACAAAGCAUCUGAGUCAUAUUUAUAGAAAACGAGGAAAAUGUCAAAACACGUCAACAGAAAAUGGAGUUCGCUUAGUAGAAGAAAAAGGGAUGCAGUUGCUAAGUGUUUAUGACAGGGAGUCAUUCAAAUAAAACUUGAGUGAAUGUGUUGUAAGCUGCCUUUCUUUUUGCUGCUUUUCCAGUGAUAAGCGUAUAAGCAGGCGGCAUUAAUACACCUAUUUAUUACUGUAUAAAGGUCUGUAAACAAACAAGUGUGUAUAGUGUAGUAGAAAGAAUGUCUAGCAUAGUCACUUAUCAUCCUCAUGGAGAACACAACACACAAAUUAUUCUCGUUUAGAUUUAAUUCAAUUGACUUCAUUCAGCAAUUCAUUUCGCAUUAUAUACCCUCUCUCUCCUAUGCCAUUUCCGUUUCCUUCUCACUGCCUUUUUCCAAAGGAAGGCUAAAAAAACGAUAUUCAAGAAUAAUAAUACUAAUCCCACCUCUGAAUGCACGAGUCCAUUUUUACCUCCUAAGUACGAUAAUGAGCUGAGACAUUUUCUAAUCAUUAUUUUGCUGGUGUAUAAUACAUUAAGUGUCCCGGUGAGCGAAACAAUUCUCCUGUAUUAAUGAGUUCCUACCAAGCCUUGUUUCUGAAUUUCCCCCUCCCCUCCCCCUCUCUCUUCCCUCCCCCAAGCGACAUGCUAAAAGAAAAAAAGAAAAAAAAAGACGUGGAUACCACCGCCACCCCCUAUCCCCACCACCCCGUCAAGAACCACAAGAGAGCGCGAUUGAUAUCAGUGCACUUAUACCAAAUUCAAUCUGAUCAGAUAUCAGACUUGGUUUCACUCGAAUAGAGCAGCAUUUCACAAACUAAUUCCCCAUAAAAUUAGCGACAAAAGAGUUCAUUCUGUGCGCUGGGUGGGAAUUUUACACCAUAUUGCCGUGUUCAACGUGUGCACCGUUGCGGCAGGGGGCGCGGUGCCGUUCUCAAUGGCUGUCACUCGCAGAAUACCAUUUUCCUUUCCCCCUACCCCUGACACCCACCUUCCCGACAGAUUCCCCAAUAUCAACCACAAACCCCCUACCUCUCUUCCCUCCUCUCUCUCUCUGCAUGUGGCAGGAGUCGUAUAUACUCCUCAACCAGUUAGGCUGGUUAAGCAGAUAUUUGGAUGUUUUUUUUGGGGGGAGGGGUCUCGGAGAGAAAUGAGACGGCGCUUACCCUUUGUAGAAAUCGACCCUUGAUCAUUUUGUAAUUACUACCUAUGAAUGUGAUUUCACUCUUGGAUCAUCACGUUUACCAUCAAGAAUAGUCAUUUCUGCAUCACAGACCCAACAUUCUUCAUAUUAAAUUUUAUCGCUAAGUUAAAAUUCGAAGCAAGAGUGCAUUAUGUUCGAAUCGCCCAAAAUGUCAGACUAUAUAUAUAUUUACCCAGCCCUUGUCAGUUUGAGUUCUGACCCUCUUUGUCCCAACUGACCCCUAUUUACCCGUGUUUUCUUAGUCCGCUGUCUUCUCUAUUCACAAUCUGUAGACUUCCGUUUCUAGAAAGAUAAAAAGAUGUAAGCAGAUGUAAUUUGUCUUUGUGAUUAUUUUUAUAAAACCUAAUAAUUGCAUUACACUAUUCUGACGUAUUGUAAAUAGAUAUAUCUUUAAUAAUCAUACACUCAUCGUCAUCAUCAUUAUAGUAAGUCAAUGGUGAUUUGAUUGACGUGCAUCUGAUUAGUAAAAAAUAAAAAAGCCUAAAAAUAAAAGUAACUGGCAUCUCUGCCGAUCGUUUAUACCAAAGACAUUGUUCGUAGGACAAACAAGCAUUAUUAUACAUUCAUUUCGCUAUUUUGGACUUUGUGAAAGUUAGAAACAAAGGAAAUAGAUGGCAUGGAAGGUCACUGGGAUUGUAAAAGUGGAACAAAACAUAUUAUGAUUGUGAAAUCAAGGAACUUACGUUACAAACGCAAUCAGUGAAAUAACGCCUCCUAACAUUAAAGAUUGAUUGUUAUUGCCACGAUGUCUCUCUCCAGUGUGUGAAACGUUGUUUACUGUUGUGAUCUUUACAGUGGAUGGAAGAAACUCCACCAAACAUAGAUACUUCCAGUAAAAGAAAAAAGCCUAAGGUGAUAAGAAAAGAAAAAAAAACACAUCGUUCAGUUUAGAUGAAAAGACGGCCCGGCGUAACUUUCCAGAGAUGAGAGUACAGUAUAAUUUCAAUGAAAUGACAAUGUUUCAUGAAAUGGAAAAAAAAACACGUUUAGUAAAACAUAUAACAUCAAUAAAACUAACAUUUAUAUUUAACAAAGUUACAUUUUGUUGAGGAUACCCUUACGGACUUGAAAAGUUUUCAAUGCAUUCUGUCACGCCGACUUUAAAGUGUUGCAGUGCGCUGCAUUACAACGUGGCAUCCGAUUCCAGUUUAGCAACGCAGAACUUAACAUUCUACGUAGUUUAGUUUUAUUAAGACCUCAUCCCUCACCAUUCAGAAGGAAAUUUUCUAUAAUUUUCCACUAAUUCAAAACAGUAUACACCCUCUUGAUACCCGUAUCGAAAAUGCAUCGUGGAAAUCAAACAGCGAGAAGACUAGAAAUGACAUGACAAUAUAAAAAUCACAAUUCUGUCCAGUUAAGUGUGACUUGAAUAUGUAUUUUUACGUUUGAAAAACCUAUUGCUGCAACAACAACGUUUUGCUCAAAACAAAGGAAUUCUCACAAGGGCACGGAAACGACUUUAACAUUUCAGACAAGAGAAACCGAAAACGAAACAUAAUGGGAAGUUGCCACUUCAGUUACAUAAGGGAAGGAUUUUUUUGUCAUUAUUCACUUAUCAACUAUGUCUGCUUUCUAAUUAUUUGUUAACUUAGGAGUCAGUCACUGUCACAUUCAACGCUUGCAUCUUGACUCUAACCUAAUGCGAUAAAAACAACAAUGGCGCUGCCGCGCCAACGCACAACAACCAGGUGAGAGAAAAAAAAAAAAAAAAAAAAAAAAAAAGCUAGGAAAUGUAUCCUGAAACUUAAUCACAAAAAACAGGAAAACAUCUUAUGAAUGUGUUGUCUACAUACUUCAUAACACUCGCGGUUAAAAGUGUGUUAAGAUUGAUAAAAUAUAAUUAAUUGAUCAUACGCGCCAAGUGAUUGAAUUCCCAUGUAUAGAGAGGGGAAAAAUUUUACAAUAUGUUUAAUUGAUUAUUUUUCUCAUUAUUAUAUGGUAUUAAUGAAAUUCCACUGUAUAAAACUCAUUGUCGGGAACUCACAAUUCAUAAGCACUGUGCCAAUAGCCCUGUCACUUAAAGACAUCGAGAUUUAUGGGUAAAUAUUAGAAUAAUCCCCAAGCCAUUUCAGCGGUGAUCAAAGUUCAAAAAGACGGUUAAUGAAAACAUACAAGUUAAAGUUAUUAACCUUUCAUACCUGCAAUCAUUCGAAAAUUACUAAGCGGUUCAAAGUGCGUUCCUUACACGACACAGAUUUGGGAAUCUAUUAACCCGGGGGGCAAAGAUGUUGAAAUUUCGGGUCCAGUGACCCCCCAGUCACCGAAAACCCACCGAUCUCACAGAGCCUGUUUUUUCCACUCUUUCUUUUUACCCGACCGAGCGCGCAGAAAGGCGCUAAUAUAAUUUGACGUUUCAUUUAAUGCUUUGUAAGCCUGUGAAAUUACUCAUGACCCCUGGCGCUCUUAUUCAUUCGCGAUUAAAAACAAAGAUAGAGAGAAAAAUCCCGAAGCUCUGCCCUCAUCGGGGCACGACUGCGUUUUGUGCUUGUUGAGUGCCCGAGCUAAUCACGACCGAAUUAAAUUCCCCGUCCGCCCUUCCACUGAUCAACGGUGUUUCGGGGCGAAUGGCUGAGGAAUCUGAGCUGCGUAAAACCUUCAGUAUACAAUGUCAGAGAAAUCAUACGUGCAGACAUAUAAGACCGUGAUUAUCAUAAGUGACGAUAAUGCAUCGAUUACAUUUUCAUUCAAAAUAUGAAAGCUUCCAUUGUAAAGAUAUGAAAUUGUCUCUCAUCUGUAGCAAAAUCUGAAGACUCUCACACAAAAUCAGUGCCUAACAAAGAAAAACAGAUGAAUUUAAGAUAUUUCCUGCAAAAUGAGAGAGAGAGAGAGAGAGAGAGAGAGAGAGAGAGAGAGAGAGAGAGAGAGAGAGAGAGAGAGAGA